UACAUCGAAGUGGCAGGAAACAUAGCAAUGCUGACACAUUGUCCCACCUCUAAUCCAGUACAACCAUGUGAGAAACGAAGAAGGGAGAUACAGAGAAGAAAUAAAAAGAGUAGAGUCGUCAAAA
Acaulospora morrowiae is the source of this 124-nucleotide messenger RNA. The record is from the annotation of a GenBank genome assembly. NCBI's taxonomy places the organism in Eukaryota, Fungi, Glomeromycota, Glomeromycetes, Diversisporales, Acaulosporaceae.